GCUGGGACGCAGUGGCGCAGCUGCGCGCGCAGAGGCCUGGGCGGGCGGAGGGGCCCAGGCAGCGUGUGGUCACAGUUGGCGAGCCUGAGGUCGGGCCCUCGCGCGCAGGUACUAACCGGCUGGGCAGUGAGCCUGCCGUGGCCUCCGCGGCCAGGUCUCCCCGAUGCCGGUUGGGGCUCUGGAGAGCAGAGCGGUGAGUGGGCCCGGGCCGCGAGUUGGGUAGGAGGCCGACGAGCCCGUUCGGCCCGCGGGCGGAUGCGGCAGCGGAGGCGGUGAUGGACUCUCUAGAGGAAGAGAGCUUCGCGCUGUCCUUCUCUUCCACUUCUGAUGCAGAAUUUGAUGCUGUGGUUGGAUAUUUAGAGGACAUUAUCAUGGAUGACGAGUUCCAGUUAUUGCAGAGAAACUUCAUGGACAAAUACUACCAGGAGUUUGAGGACACAGAAGAGAAUAAACUCACUUACACACCCAUUUUUAAUGAAUAUAUCGCUUUGGUGGAGAAGUACAUCGAAGAGCAGCUGCUGGAGCGGAUUCCUGGAUUUAACAUGGAGGUUUUCACAACUACUUUACAGCACCAUAAAGAUGAAGUCGCUGGUGACAUAUUUGACAUGCUGCUCACGUUCACAGAUUUUCUGGCUUUUAAAGAAAUGUUUCUGGACUAUAGAGCAGAAAAAGAAGGCCGGGGGCUGGACUUAAGCAGUGAUUUAGUGGUGACUUCGUUGUGCAAAUCAUCUUCAAUGCCAGCUUCCCAGAACAACCUGCGGCGCUAGGUCCCACCUCCAGGCAAUGGGAUCCUUUUGGGUUUUGCCAACCCAAUAGACUAGGAGAGGCUUUGGCUAAUGAUGACAGAAUACACCUUGGAAAGACUGACUCUGUUCUGCAGUUCUUUAAUGUUAAGCAUUGAUGGAUCGAAAAGAAAAUUACCUGACCCUCCCUGGGACCUAUUUCUCCUGAAACACCUUCUGUGCUCAGUUACCCUAGUGCUCCUCCCUGAGUAGACCUCUCUUGCAGGGGUUUCUGCAUGAGGCUCCUCUGGAGCAAACCCAAGUCCAGCAUUCCCCCUGCAGGGCCCCUUCCCCAGCUUACAUGUUGGUGUGUCAGCAUUUGGACAAACCGCCAUUACAUACUGUCUCUGGCCCAGCAGGCUUUGCAUGUCCUACCAGGCUUUUUGUGCACUCAAAGUUUGUUAUAUGCACCAAAGUUUCUAUCCUCCAGCCUCAAUGGGGUUUUUGACUGGGAGUAUUUAUGAGGGUGUUCCUCAAGCCAGCUGUCUGUCUUGAGAUUUCUGAAGCUCCUGCUGUCACAGCUAGUCUUGGCUAUAGGAAUCAAUGGAGAUGUCCUUUAGAAGCUACACAUUCCUACUCUUACAUUUGUAGUCCUUGUGUCACUGUCUUCUGCUGGUCCUGAUGUAGUCCCACUGUUCCUAGAAUUCUUUAAGCAUUUUUGAAAAGAUAUUUUUAUAGUCGUAUACUCAGGCUAACCUAGUGGAUAUAAUCUUGGAACUUCCAUGAUUACCCACUUAAAGAUCAAAGUAUUAUAUGCUGUAUGCUUUUCAGUUGUCGGUGCUGUGAACACAGAAAUUAUUGCUAUGUUGGUAUUCCUAUUUAACUGGGCACCAGUAAAUAUGUGUUACGCUGGAAGUAGACAAAAAAGCACCCUUUUCUUGUAGCAUGUUAAGUGUUUGUGAAGAUGUGCUAAAACUCUGUGUCAAUCAGUUCAUUAGUUUUCUGUUGGGGUAGGGAUGCUGCAGUACCUUCUGGCAGAAUCUUCCUACCGAGAUGGUGCUGCACUGGUUUAGCUCUGCCCAAGCAGGAGACAGCAGACAGCUUUAACCGAACCUGUCUGCUUUGACUUAGUACAUCAGUAUAGUACAGUGUUUGACCAGAAAACACGGAUGUCACAUCCCUAGAAAGAAGAAAAACUUAGUAGUUCAUUUCCCACUGUGUACCUUAGUUUUGUUUUGUUUUUGUUUUUUGGUAAGUUAAAAUAAUCUGUACUGACUUUUUCACUUUUCUGGCUUAAAAGUAUGAGCUCUCAGAUGUGUUUUUCUGUACUGACGUGGCACUUAUUAAAUACUUUUGUACCAUGAGUAAAAUUUGAGGUGUUUUGCAAGAAC
Messenger RNA from Manis pentadactyla (Chinese pangolin), 2113 nucleotides. RefSeq names its product ADP ribosylation factor like GTPase 2 binding protein (gene ARL2BP). Gene Ontology annotation, cellular component: mitochondrial intermembrane space. Bases 276 to 767 code for a protein of 163 amino acids. The record is from RefSeq and is a predicted model, not a curated record. NCBI's taxonomy places the organism in Eukaryota, Metazoa, Chordata, Mammalia, Pholidota, Manidae. Gene Ontology annotation, biological process: maintenance of protein location in nucleus; positive regulation of tyrosine phosphorylation of STAT protein. The transcript is spliced from 6 exons.